CUGACUGAAAUUAGUGCAAUGUCAUUUUGAAUCUGUGGUCAACAAUCGAGAUCGAAGACACAGUCUGAACUCGUCUUUCUUUCUAUAUAAUAUAGUAUAAUUAAAAGUGUUGACAAAGCCAAUAUGAAUAUCACAUCCGCAGCGGGGAUAAUAUCCCUCCUUGAGGAGCCAAUGCCGGAGUUGAAGGUCUUUGCCUUAAAUAAAUUGGAUAUGAUAGUUGAUGAGUUCUGGCCUGAAAUUUCAGAAGCCAUCGAAAAAAUCGAAAUACUUCACGAGGACAAAAGCUUCAAUCAACAUGAGCUUGCCGCUUUGGUUGCCAGCAAAGUUUAUUACCACCUCGGAAGUUUCGAAGAUUCUCUCACUUAUGCUCUCGGCGCUGGAGAACUGUUUGAUGUCAAUGCUCGCAACGAGUACGUUGAUACGACAAUAGCGAAAUGCAUCGACUUUUAUACCCAACAACGAGUGUUGGAAGCCGAGGGAAAGUUACCUGUGGGCAACAAAGGCAUAGAUCCUAGACUGGAGGGCAUUGUCAACAGAAUGUUUCAACGAUGUCUUGAUGACAAUCAGUACCGGCAAGCAUUGGGACUUGCUCUUGAAACCAGGAGAAUGGACAUUUUUGAAGCUUCCAUCAUGCAAUCUGACGACAUCAGCGGUAUGCUCUCGUAUGCCUUCCAAGUGGUGAUGAGUCUAAUCCAGAAUCGUGGCUUCCGCAACACUGUUUUGCGUUGCUUGGUGUCGCUCUACCGGAAUUUGGGCACUCCCGACUACGUCAACAUGUGCCAGUGUCUGAUUUUCCUGGACGAUCCGCUGGCAGUGGCCGAGCUCCUCGACAGGUUGAGCAAGGGCUCGCAGGACUGCGUUCUGAUGGCCUAUCAAAUAGCAUUCGACUUGUACGAGUCUGCCACUCAGCAGUUUCUCGGUCGCGUUCUGCAAGCACUGCGCGCCACAGCUCCCAUUCCGGGUGCUCUCAUAAUUAAACCAAUUGUCAAGCCAACCAACGUCGUUGUCACCACCACUACCACCACCAGCAGCAGCAGCAGCAGCACGCCCGUCGUCGAUCCAGUCACUGAUUCCGUUUCUGCCACUCCUGCUGCCACCUCUGCUGCUGCUGCUGAAAGUGCGACAAAAGUCACGGAAGAAGCGGCGUCUCAGCAGCGAAGUAUAGAGAGCUUGAAUUCUGAAGAAAGGGAGCAGCAAGAGAGGGUCGAUGCCCUGUCGGGCAUUCUGGGAGGAGAAGUCUCAAUUGACUUGCAUUUGCAGUUCUUGAUUCGCAGCAACCACACCGAUAUGCUGGUGCUGAAAAAUACCAAGGACGCGAUUCGAGUGUCCAUUUGUCACACUGCCACAGUUAUCGCCAAUGCCUACAUGCACUCUGGCACGACCAGUGAUCAGUUUUUGAGAGAUAACUUGGAGUGGCUGGCUCGAGCCACCAACUGGGCAAAGCUGACUGCAACCGCGUCGCUGGGAGUGAUUCACAGAGGACACGAGCAGGAGGCUUUGGCGCUGAUGCAGUCGUACUUGCCCCGCGACACUGGUGCUGGCGCUGGCUACUCGGAGGGCGGUGGCCUCUACGCUCUGGGUCUCAUUCAUGCCAAUCAUGGCGCAGCCAUCACGGAUUAUCUUCUCGGCCAAUUGAAAGAUGCACAGAAUGAGAUGGUUCGUCACGGAGGGUGCCUGGGCUUGGGAUUAGCAGCCAUGGGAUCUCACAGGCAAGAUGUGUACGAGCAGUUGAAGUUUAACCUUUAUCAAGAUGAUGCAGUUACGGGAGAAGCAGCAGGUAUCGCUAUGGGAAUGGUCAUGUUGGGAUCCAAGUCCACUCAAGCCAUUGAAGAUAUGGUUGCAUAUGCACAAGAGACACAACACGAGAAAAUAUUGCGAGGACUCGCGGUGGGCAUAGCGUUCACGAUGUACGGUCGUCUUGAAGAAGCCGACCCGUUGGUGACGUCCCUCACUGCCGACAAAGAUCCUAUCCUCCGAAGAAGCGGCAUGUACACGUUAGCAAUGGCGUAUUGUGGCACGGGAAAUAACCAGGCUAUCCGCAAGUUACUUCACGUUGCUGUUUCGGAUGUUAAUGACGAUGUACGGCGAGCUGCAGUUACUGGUUUAGGAUUUCUUUUAUUUAGGACUCCAGAGCAAUGUCCCAGUGUUGUGUCCCUUUUGGCAGAAAGUUACAAUCCACACGUGAGGUAUGGGGCAGCCAUGGCCUUAGGGAUUGCCUGUGCUGGCACGGGAUUAAAAGAAGCGAUCGCGCUUUUGGAUCCCAUGACCAAUGAUCCUGUCAAUUUUGUGCGACAAGGUGCUCUAAUUGCAUCUGCUAUGAUCCUGAUUCAACAAACUGAGGCCACCUGUGCUCGCGUCAAAGAUUUUCGCGCUCUUUAUGCCAAAGUUGUCGUUGACAAACACGAGGAUGUGAUGGCAAAGUUUGGCGCCAUUUUAGCUCAGGGAAUCAUCGAUGCAGGUGGUCGCAACGUGACAGUUUCACUGCAAUCCAGGACCGGGCACACAAACAUGCUGGCAGUUGUUGGAGCCUUGGUUUUCACUCAGUAUUGGUACUGGUAUCCUCUGGCUCACUGCUUGGCUCUGGCUUUCACACCAACUUGUUUGAUAGCCCUAAAUGCUCAGUUAAAGAUGCCCAAAUUGGAAGUAAGAUCGAAUGCGCGUCCAAGUGUCUACGCUUAUCCUGCCCCAUUAGAAGAGAAGAAACGAGAGGAGCGAGAAAAAGUUACUACAGCCGUACUCAGUAUAGCAGCUCGUGCCCGAAGGAGAGAAUCCGAGAGGCGCGCUCGAGACUCUCAUGAAAAAAUGGACGUGGAUGUACCAACAACUGAAACAAAAGAAGCUGCAGAAAGUAAGGAUUCUGCGUCGAAAGAUAAGGAUGAAAAGAAAAAAGAUAAGGAGGACAAGGACUCAAAAGAGAAAAAAGGAAAGGAUGAGAAAGAGGAGAAACCCGAAAAGAAGGAAUCAGAGCCUACUUUUGAAAUACUUCAGAAUCCAGCACGAGUUCUGCGGCAGCAAUUGAAGGUAGUGCAGUUGGUCGAAGAUAGUCGUUAUGCUCCUGUUAAAGACAUUCAAAUAGGAGGAAUAGUCAUGGUGAAACACAUACAGUCGGGCAAGGAAGAGGAAUUGGUUGAGCCAGUGGCUGCAUUUGGUCCGAAACCAGAUGAAGAAAAAGAAGCUGAUCCUCCUGAGCCAUUCGAGUACACCGAAGAAUAGAGUGGAGAAAUUUUACGUAACAUACUCAGUCCUCCGGAAAACUUCUCAUGUGGUCGACUCGUCACACAUUCAGUAUAGUCAGUAUGUACAUGUAACAUUGCCAGUAUGCUGAUCUUUCGACAUUUUGCAAUAAAAAAUAUGAAUAAUGAAAA
Molecule: messenger RNA, 3365 nt
Organism: Belonocnema kinseyi
Lineage: Eukaryota; Metazoa; Arthropoda; Insecta; Hymenoptera; Cynipidae
Gene: Rpn2
Product: 26S proteasome non-ATPase regulatory subunit 1
Exons: 14
Coding region: 124-3213 (1029 amino acids)
Biological process (GO): proteasome-mediated ubiquitin-dependent protein catabolic process; regulation of protein catabolic process
Cellular component (GO): proteasome storage granule; proteasome regulatory particle, base subcomplex; nucleus
Molecular function (GO): enzyme regulator activity
Source: RefSeq, a predicted model, not a curated record